Strongylocentrotus purpuratus (purple sea urchin) is the source of this 1207-nucleotide messenger RNA. Its product is annotated as ubiquitin-like protein 4A-A. The record is from RefSeq and is a predicted model, not a curated record. Gene Ontology annotation, molecular function: protein binding. Gene Ontology annotation, biological process: post-translational protein targeting to endoplasmic reticulum membrane. The coding region runs from base 250 to 483 and encodes 77 amino acids. The transcript has 4 exons. NCBI's taxonomy places the organism in Eukaryota, Metazoa, Echinodermata, Echinoidea, Camarodonta, Strongylocentrotidae.
UCAGAAGCUGUAUAACUAUAAAGGAGUAAAUAGCUGCACCACUGGACGGGGACAAUCUUCACUUUGCAUUCACAGAAUCAGGAAACAUUAUUCAAUUUUGGAUACUUGUGAUUCUUGAGAAAAGAGACCAAUGCACAGUGUAGAUAAUUCGGGAGACUGGAUCUGAAUGAACAGUCAAAACACGUCUUCUUAAAUCCUUCCUAACUUUAGUUUUGGAACAAAAUCUCUCAAUUUUCAUUGCUUAUCAUCAUGCUUUUGAUAGUGAAGAUACUGCAGGCACCAGGAAAGGAGUGUAGAAUAGAGGUAACAGAUGUUGAGUCAAUUGUCUCAGUGAAGCGUAUGGUGGCCAGAGAAUUUGAUGUGCCUGUCCAUCUUCAAAGACUAGUGUUCCGAGGAAAAACAUUAGCAGAUGGACAGAGUCUUGAUUUUUACAAGAUAGGCCCGGAACCAAGAUUCAUCUCGUUGUGCGUAGACCAGAGAUAGAUGCAGACCCAACCAGUGCGAAUACUUUAGGCAACUGCACAGCUCUUUGGGAUCAUGUGUCAACGAUUCUCGCUAGACAUUUUACAAGUUCCGACGCAGAACAGAUACUAGAAUCUUUCAAGAAAGAAUUCUCUGUAAACAUGGCCAACCUGAGUCUGGAUGACAUAGAGAGGAUAGCACAGUCCAAGCUUGAGGCCUUAGAUAGAGCUGGACCAUCUAGCUAGAACCUACUCACCUUUACAUCAUUAUCAUUCGUAAGGGGAGGCAGGAAGCCGCAGUCUGUUGUCAUGGUGACCAUCUUUUGGACAAAUAGGAGCUCUGAUGUACUUGAGGAGAUUCUUCAAUGCUGACUGUGUGUUUGUAAAAGACAUUUGAACUGGCGACGUGGCACGAUUGGCCUACAGCUGUAUCUCUAGGCUAUCAAAUGGUACUAACAGUUGCAAGAGAAUACUGGAAUCCUAAUUUUAUUCACACAUGAGAGUGUGAGAACAAAUCCAUGGUUUGAUGAGUAUUCAAAUUAGGAAGAAAGAACUGAUUGUAUGUCAUCGGUUGAACAUGGAGUUGGAGUGCAAUGGUUGAAUACAUGCCUUCUAUAGUCUUCUUCAUUUUUUUUUUUUUAACAAUCCUUUGCUUGGUGUUGAGAACAAAAUAUGUAACUGUAUUGUGGUCACCAAUAUUCUUUAAGGUAUAAGAGAGAAUAGUAAGUGAGCAGGUAUGUUUCUUA